GCGAGAAAACAGCAGAGGCAGAGGGUACCUAGGCCUCGGCCUCUAGAGACGAGACUGCUCACAACAACGAAGACAAGUUGCAAAACGACGACUGAUGGCAGGCCGGCUAGUUAGUUUACUCUUCUUCGUUCUUCUCGUAUAUCUGGCAAGACUGUUGCAACGUAAUCGUGAGGCGUUGAAGGCCGCGUCGUAAUUUACCGCGGGACCAAGUUCUUCUUAUCUGUAAUCUUGGAUAGCCGAAGCCAUCAAGAUGAUGAAGAUGAAGCAGCAAGGCCUAGUGGCCGACUUAUACCCAAACAUAAGGGUCAUGAAGAUCUUUGGGCAUUUUGUAUUCAACUAUUACGACGAUAAUUCGUCCAAGUACUUGCAUAAAGUGUACUGCUGCGCAAAUUUGUUUUUACUACUAUUGCAAUUCGGUCUGUGCGCGGUGAAUCUGAUAAUCGAGAGCGCCGACGUCGACGAUCUCACGGCCAAUACGAUCACCCUCCUCUUCUUCACGCACAGCAUCGUCAAGGUCGUUUACUUCGCUAUUAGGAGUAAGUACUUCUACAGAACGUGGGCGAUAUGGAACAAUCCAAAUACCCACCCACUUUUCGCCGAGAGCAAUGCCAGAUAUCAUGCAAUCGCUCUGAAGAAAAUGAGAUUGCUGCUCUUCUUGGUUGGCGGUACCACCGUACUAACUGUGGUGGCAUGGACCACUCUUACUUUCUUCGAGCACCCGGUGAGGAAGCUUGUCGAUCCGGUUACGAAUGAGACGACGAUUAUCGAGUUGCCGCAACUCUUGGUUCGUUCGUUCUAUCCAUGGGACGCUAGCAAAGGUGUAAUGCAUAUAGUGAUGAUCAUAUACCAGAUGUACUGGGUGCUUUUCAUGCUUAUCAACGCCAAUUCGUUGGACGUUCUCUUCUGUUCGUGGCUGUUGUUCGCCUGUGAACAGUUGCAGCACCUCAAACAAAUCAUGAAGCCUCUUAUGGAGCUGAGCGCGACCUUGGACACCGUCGUUCCGAACAGCAGUGAAUUAUUCAAGGCUGGUAGCGCGGAUCAUCUUCGCGACCAACAAGAUAACAAUCCUCCACCGCCUCCGCCACCCCAAGGCGACAGCAUGCUGGAUCUCGAUCUCCGUAACAUAUACAGCAAUCGUCAGGACUUCACAGCCACCUUCCGGCCGACCGCUGGUAUGACUUUCAACGGCGGCGUAGGACCGAACGGAUUGACGAAGAAGCAAGAGAUGCUCGUCAGAAGCGCCAUUAAAUACUGGGUCGAGAGGCACAAGCACAUCGUCAGGUAA
Linepithema humile (Argentine ant) is the source of this 1285-nucleotide messenger RNA. The record is from RefSeq and is a predicted model, not a curated record. NCBI's taxonomy places the organism in Eukaryota, Metazoa, Arthropoda, Insecta, Hymenoptera, Formicidae.